Messenger RNA from Manihot esculenta (cassava), 3601 nucleotides. Its product is annotated as FT-interacting protein 7. NCBI's taxonomy places the organism in Eukaryota, Viridiplantae, Streptophyta, Magnoliopsida, Malpighiales, Euphorbiaceae. The record is from RefSeq and is a predicted model, not a curated record. The coding region runs from base 201 to 3266 and encodes 1021 amino acids. The transcript has a single exon.
CUCCAAAAUCACCACCUCAUCUCUUUGCUCUCUAUUUGUUUUUCCACCACCUCUCUUUCUCUUCUGCUCCUACCACAAUUUCUGUCUUCUUCUUCAAUCCCACUCUUUCUCUACCCACCACAUCAUCAUCUUCUUCUGUAGAUUUCAUUUCUAGCCCUUAAAGAUUUCUCCUUCAACUCUUCUUCCCCACAAAUCCCACCAUGUCCACUGGACUAGCUGUAGAAGUUCUUGAUGCAAGUGACCUCAUGCCCAAAGAUGGUCAAGGCUCUGCUAAUCCUUUUGUACAAGUUAAUUUUGAUGAUCAAAGACAAAGAACUCAAACCAAGUCUAAAGACCUUAAUCCUUGCUGGAAUGAGAAGCUUUUCUUCACUGUAAAUGAUCCUAGAGAUCUUCCCAACAAGACCAUUGAGGUUGUUGUUUAUCACGAGAGAACAGGUGAAGCUGGUCAUGACAAGAACUUUCUUGGUCGUGUCAGAAUCUCUGGUGUCUCUGUCCCUUUAUCAGAGUCCGAGGCUCGUGUCCAGCGAUGCCCCCUUGAAAAACGUGGCCUUUUUUCGAAUAUUAAAGGUGAUAUUGCUCUCAAGAUUUAUGCAGUUCAUGGUGGAAAUUACUAUCCACCUCCUCCUCCUCAACCGCCAAAGGCUGCCAGUAUUGAGACUGAAGCCACCCCUCUCCAAGAAAUCAAUACCAACAAACUUGAAGAAGAUGUUAUGGCUGGUGAGAGGAAGACCAAGAAGAAGAAGGAAAAAGAAGUGAGGACUUUUCACUCUAUAGGGACUCCAGCAGCUAGUAGCGGUCCUGGUCCUGGUCCGGCUCCGGCUGCUCCUCCUCCUAUCUCUUCUGGGUUCGGUUUGCAGACUCACCUUAUGAAGGAGAAAGCACCUACAGUGGAGACAAGAACUGAUUAUGCUCGAGCAGGGCCACCUACGGUAAUGCAUAUGCAAGUGCCCAAGCCGAACCCAGAAUUUGCACUGGUGGAGACGCGGCCACCAGUGGCUGCACGUAUGCGAUACAAAGCAGGGGACAAGACGGCGAGUACUUAUGAUUUGGUGGAGCAGAUGCAGUAUUUGUAUGUGAGUGUGGUGAAGGCUAGAGAUCUUCCUGUAAUGGAUGUUUCUGGGAGUCUUGAUCCAUAUGCCGAAGUGAAGCUCGGGAACUAUAAAGGAAAAACUAAACACUUGGAGAAGAAUCAGAACCCAGUGUGGCAUCAAAUUUUUGCUUUCUCAAAGGAUAGAAUACAGGCCAAUUUGCUUGAAGUUACAGUGAAGGACAAGGAUUUUGUUAAGGAUGAUUUUGUGGGCAGGGUUCUUUUUGAUCUAUCAGAAGUCCCAGUUCGCGUCCCGCCAGAUAGUCCUUUGGCUCCUCAAUGGUAUAAACUGGAGGACAAGAAAGGUGAUAAAACUAAUAAGGGAGAAAUUAUGCUUGCAGUUUGGAUGGGAACACAAGCUGAUGAAUCAUUUCCUGAGGCAUGGCACAGUGAUGCUCAUGACAUUGGCCACACUAACUUGGCCAAUACAAGAUCCAAGGUAUAUUUUACGCCGAAAUUGUAUUACCUUCGUGUUCAAGUCAUUGAAGCUCAAGAUCUUGUCCCCUCAGAUAGGGGUCGAGCACCAGAUGUUUAUGUGAAGGUUCGACUUGGGAACCAGGGAAGGAUCACUAAACCUUCGCCAAUGCGAAGCAUCAAUCCAGUUUGGAAUGAAGAGCUUAUGUUUGUGGCUUCUGAGCCUUUUGAGGAUUACAUAAUUGUGUCUGUUGAAGAUAGAGUUGGACCUGGUAGAGAUGAGGUCAUGGGAAUGGUGAAUAUACAAGUUAGAGAAGUCCCACCAAGAAGAGAUACUGCUAAACUCCCAGAUCCUCGCUGGUUCAGUCUCUUCAAGCCUGCAUUAGCAGAGGAAGAAGGCCAGAAAAAGAAAGAAAAAUUCUCUAGUAAGAUUCAACUGUGUCUGUGUUUAGACACAGGUUACCAUGUUCUUGAUGAGUCCACACAUUUUAGCAGUGAUCUUCAGCCAUCGUCUAAGUUCCUGAGGAAGGAAAAGAUUGGAAUCCUUGAACUUGGGAUUCUAAGUGCAAGAAAUUUGCUGCCCAUGAAGGGCAAAGAUGGUAAGACUACUGAUGCAUACUGUGUGGCUAAGUAUGGCAACAAAUGGGUUCGAACCCGAACACUUCUUGAUAACCUGCAUCCUCGUUGGAAUGAGCAGUAUACUUGGGAUGUUCAUGAUCCAUGCACUGUGAUCACCAUUGGUGUUUUUGACAAUUGCCAAAUUAAUGGCAAAGAUGAUGCAAAGGAUCAGAAAAUCGGGAAGGUGAGAAUUCGCCUUUCGACUUUAGAAACUGAUCGUAUAUAUACACAUUACUAUCCUUUGCUAGUACUUCAUCCUUCUGGAUUAAGGAAACAUGGAGAAAUUCAAUUGGCAUUGAGGUUUACCUGCACAGCUUGGGUUAAUAUGGUGACUCAAUAUGGCAAGCCAUUGCUUCCCAAAAUGCACUAUCUCCAGCCGAUAUCGGUCAGGCACAUUGAUUGGCUUCGCCACCAAGCAAUGCAGAUAGUAGCAGUCAGACUGGGAAGAGCAGAGCCUCCUCUGAAACGUGAAAUUGUGGAGUAUAUGUUAGAUGUGGAUUACCAUAUGUGGAGUUUGAGAAGAAGCAAAGCAAAUUUCGGCCGAAUAAUGAAACUGCUUUCAGGGGUUGCAGCUGUCUGUAAAUGGUUCAAUGACAUAUGCACAUGGAGAAAUCCAGUAACAACAUGUCUGGUUCAUGUGUUGUUCUUGAUACUGGUUUGCUAUCCAGAAUUGAUACUUCCCACGAUCUUCCUUUACCUGUUUGUGAUUGGGUUGUGGAACUAUAGGUACAGACCAAGACAGCCACCUCACAUGGAUAUUCGACUUUCGCAAGCUGAUAAUGUUCAUCCGGAUGAGCUAGACGAAGAAUUCGACUCGUUCCCAACUUCACGACCGGCUGAUAUUGUAAGGAUGAGAUAUGAUAGACUGAGAAGUGUUGCAGGCAGAGUACAGACUGUUGUUGGGGAUUUGGCAAGCCAAGGUGAAAGAGCUCAAGCAAUUCUGAGCUGGAGAGACCCAAGAGCUACAGCCAUCUUCAUAAUCUUUUCUUUAAUCUGGGCAGUGUUCAUUUACGUUACUCCUUUCCAGGUUGUGGCUGUAUUGGUUGGACUCUACUUGCUGCGACAUCCCAGGUUCAGGAGCAAGUUGCCCUCGGUACCUGUCAACUUCUUCAAGAGAUUGCCAUCCAAAUCAGAUAUGCUACUGUGAGCUGGAAAAUUAUUGUCAAUAAGCCAUUCAUUUUGCUUAAUUACUGUCAAGGGUGAAAUAGUAAAUAAAAUGGGUCAAAUAUCAUAGGAGAAAAAGACAGAAAAUGAAAAGUAACAAUGCGUGCAUCCAUCCUGCAUCAACCUGCAAAAGAAUCUCACUUUAGCUGAACUGUGCAUAUCCUUCCUGUUUGAAUCUCUUGUAUCAAACCCCACAUUCUUUCUUCUUUUUUUUUUAAAUCUUUUAUUCCGUAUUCUGUAAUAUUGCUGAGCUAUCAUAUUGUGUAUUAUAAUAUAUAGGCAGUAGAGGCCAGAAGGUCCACUGAUGAGAAAGAAAAA